GCUUCGUGGCCGAAUAAAUUUGGAAUUAGGGUUACGACCUUCCAUCCUCUUCUGCGCAAGUAGCUGUCCAGUUCCGGAGUUUCCCUAAGCGCAUAAUUUCAUCACUGCACCGCUUUCUCUCUUCUCCGGCAAGUGCAGCCAUGGAAGUAGAGGCCCAAGUUCCAGUUCCUGCUCCAGCUCCAGCUCCAGCUCCGGCGUCAGUUACUGGUCCCAUGGACGUCAAAUUGUUCAAUCGCUGGGUGUUCGAUGACAUUCAUAUCAACGACAUUUCCCUGUCCGAUUACAUCGGUGUCCAAGCGGCCAAGCACGCAACUUUCGUCCCCCACACAGCUGGGAGGUACUCGGCCAAGCGAUUCAGGAAGGCUCAGUGCCCGAUCAUUGAGAGGCUUACCAACUCUCUUAUGAUGCACGGGAGAAACAAUGGUAAGAAGCUGAUGGCUGUCAGGAUCGUGAAGCACGCCAUGGAGAUCAUCCAUCUCCUAACUGAUGCAAACCCAAUCCAAAUCAUCGUUGAUGCUGUGGUCAACAGCGGUCCUCGUGAAGAUGCAACUAGAAUCGGUUCGGCUGGUGUUGUGAGGCGUCAGGCCGUCGAUAUUUCUCCCCUCAGGCGUGUCAACCAGGCCCUGUACCUCCUGACCACUGGAGCUAGGGAGUCUGCUUUCCGUAACAUCAAGACUAUCGCUGAAUGCUUGGCCGAUGAACUCAUCAAUGCUGCAAAGGGAUCCUCGAACAGUGGAACGAUGUCUGCAACAGUUGGCGUACGUCCGGCAAGGGCGGCAGCUAGAAUGGGCAACAUCAGGGCGCUGGAGGUGAGGAAGCUGCAGAUCUGCAGAAUGUCAUUUCGAGGUCAUCGUGUGUGAAGAAGUUGCGAGAGUGACUGAAGUCUGAAGGCAGCUAACUAUAAGGAGCAGCUGACAUAAACAGGUGAUCAGUGGGAAAGGUGGUGGGCUACCGUCGACGAAUUCUCAAGUAUCCAAACUUCCCAGCUCCAGGAGAAGACCCCUCAAAGAUAAAUGGCAAAUACCCAGUUGCUACUUUGUACUUCUGCUGAACCUGAUGAGACAAAUGUGAGAGAGAAUCCAUCAGGUGGUAAUAACUCAGUUCCUCCAUGGAGAAAGGGAUCCAAAAAGCACUCUAACGGAUUUACUACUCUUGUAUUGCACACAUGAAUGCAUACCUCUAGAAUUUGUUGGCUGCUGCACAAGGAGUUCCUACCAAUAACACAAACAGUGCCACC
Molecule: messenger RNA, 1237 nt
Organism: Linum tenue
Lineage: Eukaryota; Viridiplantae; Streptophyta; Magnoliopsida; Malpighiales; Linaceae
Source: the annotation of a GenBank genome assembly